GCCUGUUCGCAUCCGCACCUGCUUCGGCCUCGACUCUGCACAGCGCCCGCUUUCCUGCUCUUUUUGACCGUUUCCGAGGGAUUUUCAUUCAUUUCUGCUUUUCCACCCGCAGUUCUCUCGCAGCAGCAAUGUUCGUUCUUCCGCCGCCGCCAAAGUUCCCCGUCGGGAGCCCCGCCUAUGCUGCGGCCCUAUCGCAAAUGCGGGACCAGAAUCUCGACACCCACAACACCCUCAAGUUCCCCACCGGCGACGAAUAUGUAUUCACUACUGGCGAGGGCCAGUAUACCCUCCGCGAAGAUAUACAUCUCGCCACUCCCCCUCCUCAUCCAUCUGAGGUCCCAAUCAUUAAUCCAAACCCGCUAUCUACUGCUCCAGUUCCUGUGACUGCUGGCGUCAAGCUCUCGCUCUGCAGUAUCAAGUAUCGAAGCGAUUCCAACCCAGGCAUGUAUCCGACCACCACCAACCAGCUCUCGAUCGCCGAAACCCGCUCCUCCGUGGGCUCGGAUUUCGACGAUAACGCGAGCGACAGAUUCUCUACUGGUGGAAUGUCGAGAUUCAGCGGCGCAAUGUCGUCUUCUCUCGCGUCGCAGUCCCAGUUUGGAUCAUACAUGGAGUCAGAUAGCAGCGCCAAUGCGAACGCAUUGAGCGCAGUCCUGGCUAAUGCUGUCGCGAGCCCGUCUUCUUCAAAGGACGGAAAGAAGAGGAAGCCGAAAAACAAUAUGGCGAAGAGCAACAGCUCGUUUGUCUCGCGCAUCACUCCGCACGAGCACCUCGCCAAACGGCUCAGCGAGCGACAGUCUGAAGAUCUAUAUUUCUUUGCAAACAUCAACAGAUCUUUCAACUGGAUGGACUUUGCUGCUCCAAAGUAUAAACAUGAGCCUCUAUCUAAAGUGCUCUUCACCAAGGCACAUCCCAUCUGCCAUGACGUAAACCAGCUCACGAGGAGCUCGCAACAUAUUGAUGUCGCCAUGGGUUUCUCGUCUUCUGACAUUAUCUGGUACGAUCCCAUGAGCACCCGAUACAAUCGAUUGAACAAAAACGGAGUGAUCAAUAGCUCGGCCUGCGCGGAUAUCCAGUGGAUCCCGGGAUCAGAGAAUCUGUUUAUGGUAGGACACAUGGACGGAUCGAUUGUGAUCUACGACAAGGAAAAAGACGACUCGAACUUCCAGGAUGAGAUGAACAGCGGUCUCGCACCGGACGAGCGUAAAGAGACGAAAGACGGGUUCCAGGUAAUCAAGAGUAUACACGGAAACCAAAAGAUGCAGAAGCAGAACCCUGUUGCUUAUUGGUCUGUGUCGCGGAAACCAAUCACCGCGUUCGCGUUUUCGCCCGAUUGCACUCACGUUGCUGUUGUGUCUGAAGACGGAUAUCUGAAGAUUAUUGACUUCCUGAAGGAGAAAUUGGUCGAUGUGUUUAGCGGAUACUAUGGCGGACUUCUCUGCGUGUGCUGGUCGCCGGAUGGUCGAUAUAUUUUGACCGGAGGAGAAGACGACCUUGUCUCUAUAUGGUCCUUUGCAUCUCGCUCGCUAGUCGCACGCUGCCAAGGUCAUCAAUCGUUUGUUCGGUCUGUUGCAUUUGAUCCUUGGCGGUGCGAUGAGCGUGUAUACAGACUAGGAAGUGUUGGUGAUGAUUGCCGGCUUUUGCUGUGGGAUUUCUCUGUUAAAUCUCUGCAUCGGCCACGGGGAGUACGUUUUCUGUCAUCAGUUCUUUUUAUUUUGGUUAUGUCAGGUUCUAACUUUACGUUGAUAGAAUGCGCACCGCGGUAGUGUUUCCUCUCGAUACAGCACAAACAGCAAAAAUCUCCACGAUCUCCAAAGCCUUCGCUCUGGCCGUACUCGGUCGGACUCGAAUGCCGUCGCUGUAGACGAAGAAGAGGCGUAUCAUCCGAUCGCUUCCAAAGCUAGCAUACCCAUUAUCCCACCCGUGAUG
Messenger RNA from Myxozyma melibiosi, 1929 nucleotides. RefSeq names its product WD40-repeat-containing domain protein. The transcript is spliced from 6 exons. Lineage: Eukaryota; Fungi; Ascomycota; Lipomycetes; Lipomycetales; Lipomycetaceae. The coding region runs from base 129 to 1766 and encodes 545 amino acids. Gene Ontology annotation, molecular function: protein binding. The record is from RefSeq and is a predicted model, not a curated record. Gene Ontology annotation, biological process: carbon catabolite repression of transcription. Gene Ontology annotation, cellular component: cell tip; nucleus; cell division site.